Ipomoea nil (Japanese morning glory) is the source of this 2184-nucleotide messenger RNA. RefSeq names its product ethylene-responsive transcription factor ERF118-like. Gene Ontology annotation, biological process: regulation of DNA-templated transcription. NCBI's taxonomy places the organism in Eukaryota, Viridiplantae, Streptophyta, Magnoliopsida, Solanales, Convolvulaceae. The coding region runs from base 737 to 1849 and encodes 370 amino acids. The transcript is spliced from 2 exons. The record is from RefSeq and is a predicted model, not a curated record. Gene Ontology annotation, molecular function: DNA binding; DNA-binding transcription factor activity.
UUUGUUUAUUUGCAUAACCACUCUAGCUUAAACCCCUAGUUAUUGUUCAUAUAUAGCAUACGUAUAUCGAUACAGGUGUUCUUUGUUUUCUGGGGAUUUUGUCUUGUUUUAGAGGGGAAAUCUGGGCCAUAGGUUUCUAAUCCUGUGAUUCUUCUCUUCUGGGUUUUCGCUGGGUUCGCUGGGUUCUUGAUAGAUUGUUUUUUUUUUUUUUUGUAUCUAUAAAUCAGAGUAUCUGAUCCGAUUUUUUCUCUUUUGUUUACUUUUCCGGAUUCGAGAAGGGCUCUUUGAGAGAGUGAGGAGUGGAAGGAUUUGUGGUUUGAAGAGAUUUUAUGUCGGCAAGGUCUGGAUUGGGUUCUGUGUUUGGGGCUUUUUUGUUGAAGCUCUGGGUUGUUGUUUCUUCUGUUUUGCUCAAUCUCUGUAUGCAAAGAUUUUUCCUCUGCUGUUCAGUUCAGCAGAGAGCCGCCGUUGUUUUCCCGUCCGUUUCGAUGCGUUUGAGGCCCAAAAGGACUUGUUCUGGAGUAGAGUGUUUUGGGGGAUUUCACAUAAAGCGAUUCUUACAUACUUUCCCGAUACAACCGUAACAAUUUCUUGAUUUUCCGAGAGGUUUUCCGGCUGAUUUUUUUUACUUUUGACUUGUUUUCCGAUCAUAUUUUUGGCUUUUUAAAUUUGUUCUUGGACCAGAGCUUUCCGGGGAAAUUUUGUUUGGGGGGUUUCGUUGUGAUCUGAGUUAUAUAAGAUGUUGUUAUCGAAUCAUCCAACCGGCGGCCGAGCAAUGAAACCCAGAGCUGAGCCCGGAAAGCCCAUGAGGAGAAUCCGGAUUGUUUGCGAGGACCCGGAUGCUACUGAUUCAUCGGACGAUGAACGGUUGGAUGUGAAGAAACCGAGGAUGUUUGUCCGUGAGAUUCUCUGUCCUGUACCUGAUUCUUUCAAGAAUCAAGUUAAGGGGCUUGAAACUGAGGGAUUUUCCUCUCAAGAUAGCAGCAAUGAGGCGAAAAGAAACAACCUUAAGAAGAAAAGGGUUUUGGCUAAAACCCCGGGCCAAUCCCGCCCGUCUAACCCCUCGAAGCUGAGGGGCGUUCGCCAGCGUAAAUGGGGUAAAUGGGCUGCUGAGAUUCGCGAUCCUUUCCUGGGGAAGAGAGUGUGGCUUGGUACCUUUGGUACGGCCGAGGAGGCUUCGAGAGCUUAUGAAAUGAAACGGCUCGAGUUUGAGGAGGCUAUGGCGAAGAAUGGUAUCAAUUCUGAUAAGGGCUCGGAUGUUUAUAUGGUUGAUAAUCACGAUAUCAAUCGGUCUGGUUCGGUUGUGGUUUCAGAUCCCCCGGGUAAGGGCAAGGCGGUUGCCUGUGUCUCCGAGGACUCCGUGGGAAGCUUGGUGUCACACACCUCGCCUUCCUCGGUUCUUGAAUUGGAAUCUUUCACUUCCGCCGUGGCUAAUGUGAAGGUUGAUAACGAGAAGACGGAUGAUGAUUGUGUUGAGAAGAAAACGCCCGAAGUCCCGGGUGGUAUUGACGAUGAAAUCUUAGUGAGUCAACUGUUUGAAACGGUUGAUAAUGUGCCCGAUCUGCUCGAUGAGACUCUCUCGAUGGCUCAAAUGGCCGACGAUAUGGACCUUGCUAGGCAGCUGGAUGCGGCCUUUGCUAGUGAUGAAUAUACAGGUUUUGAUGAUUUUGGUCUCGGGGACUUUGACAAUUUUGACCUCCCAUUCUGCGGGAUUGAUGGCCAUGAUGAGCAGAUCCCCACAAGCUUGCCUGAUUUUGAUUUCGACUUCAAUUUUGAUGACUGCAACGAAGAAUGGAUCGAUGAACCUCCCCUCGUGCCCGGGUCAACCCCCCUCAACAUUGCUUGCCCAUAAGUUUUGCAGCUAAUAGGAGUUUUACUUAAAUACUGUUCGAACAAAGUUUUGUUUAUUUAAGUUAAUAGUAGUAUUUACUUUGUCGUCGAGAAGGGAAUUUUGUGUCGGGAUCAUUUUGGUCGAAAGAACUUGUUAGUCCAUUGGGUUUUCUCGAGCUAUUAGAGCCGUCCAAAGGGCUUAAACCUCCUUCUUUUCUCUACUUAGCCUUUGCUUUUGUAAGUGGAGUUUUGGAAGAUGAUGUUUGAUCCCUUGUCUCUUUUAUCUUUCUUAUAGUUUGCAACUUAUGAAAAUUCUAUGAAUGAUAUGAUGAACUAUGUAAUGUUUUUUCCUUGCAA